AUGAUCACAAACAGGAAUAUCGCGGCAAAUAUUGCUGCGUUUCGCCGACAUUUUGAACAGGUAAGAAUGACUUGAAUCCAUGCACUAUGCCAUAAUUUCUUUUUGAGACAAUAUCAAUAAAUUAAACUGCGUUUGUUUGUUUCUGAAGUAAAUUCGAAGCAUUUGUAAGAAAUGUUUAGGGAAACUGACUUAUAGUGUUGAACACUGAACCAGUUUCCUCAAACAUUUCUUACAAAUCCUUCAGAGCUUAGAACUUGCUUAUGCAAAAAACUUUGAUGUAAUAUUUCAAAUCCGACUACUCUAUGCUGGACUGGACUAGAUUUCAAGUCCGCGCAAUUUGAUCACGUCCGAGGUGAAGCCGAGGACUUGAAAUCUACUCCAGCUAGCUAUAGUCCGGCAUAGUCGGAUUUGAAAUGACAUCUCAUACGAAUAAAUCACUAUAUAUAGCGCACUUGCCUUUCACCUCUAAAGGCCGUUUUCCACUAGACAGAAUUUCGCGGAGCGGAAUUUCUCUUUGUCUUUUCUAAUUAGUCCCACCUGAGAAAUAACAAGACAAAGAAAAAUCCCGCUCCGCACGGAAAAUUCCGCCUAGUGGAAAACGGCCUUAAGCCGCAGGUUCAAGCCUCAGUGAGAACUUUCUCAAUGCGACUCGAGCCCAGUCCUCAUGUGAAAAGAGUAACAGUCCACGCUCUGGCGAAAGUCGUGGGUUUCCUCCGGGUACUCCGGUUUCCUCCCACAGGGAAAGUUGAUAGGGUGGGUUAGGUAAAAGGGCCCACAGUAAUUGACAUAUGCUGUUGUGGUGACCCUGCCCUAGUUGGCAAAGCUAAAUAAGUAAAUAAAUACUUAAUUAACAUUGAUCCAGUCCAAGGACUGAAUAUUUUGAUCCUGCAUCCUAGGACAGGAUCAAUAUACUUCAUCAGGUAUCCAGUAUUAUCAAGUGAGCAAAAUAAAGCAAUAUGGUUUGCUAAUUUACUCAUGAUUAUUAAUAAGUUUGAGAUAGUGUAAACUCUCUUAAGGGUUUGUUUAAGUCUGGGAUUGGAUGAAGUUUGAUCAAUUCUUAGGACUGGAUGAAGUUUGAGCAAGUUCUGAGACUGGAUUAAGCUUGAUCAACUCCAAAGAGUGGAUCAAGUUUGAUCAAAUACCAAAACGUACUAGAUCAAGUUUGAUCCAGUCCUAUAUGACUGGAUGAAGUUUGAUCAAAUAGUAGAACUAUACAUGAAGUUUGUUCAAGUCCUAUAUAGGACUGGAUUAAGUUUGGUUUAGUUUUAUCAAGUUCUGGGAUUGGUUGAAGUUUGAUCAAGUCCUCGGGUUGGAUGAAGUUUGAGCGACUUAUACGACUGGAUGAAGCUUGAUCAAGCACUGCGACUGGAUAAACUUUAGUAGAUUUAAUUUUGUUUUUGAAAGAUAUUGAAGCAGAGUUUUUAAUACAAGUGUUCUGUAAUAUGGAAAUAGAAAUCGGGGAGAUAUGUCUAAACAAAUUCUAACUCAAUGUCAACUAAAUUCAGUCUGUGAUCUGAUUGUGCAGUCUGAUUUGUUAUGUCAUUUUCCUACUUUCGAUAUUUACCUUUAACAAUAAUCUACUUUUUUUAGAAUGGCCGUCCAUUUUCCUCAAGUGAUGUUCAUAUCUCCUAUUUACCUCUGCCACACAUGUAUGAAAGAAUCGCCCAGGUAUAAUUCCAGAACGAUAGCCCAGGGCGAGGGUACUAAUUUCGCUCGGCUACUAAUUCCGCUCGGCUAGUUCCAGUUCCACCCAUGAAAAAGCGAGCCACGACUAUGGGCCACUUGCCUUUUAACGAUGCCCGCUAUGCAUGACGGUAGGAGUCGUCACUUUGCAGUCGAACGGCUUGGCGACUGUAGGAGCGAGUGAUUUGUUUUGAACAUGAAAUGAACAUGAACCACUUUUUGCAUCCAUCGAUAACAUUUAUCCACAGGAAAACAACAAGAAAGCUCUGAACUGCAUCUGGAUGUAAUUUCAAGGCGUAAUGUGUGUUAAUGGCGAGGAAAAUGCACUGGCAAGGAGAUGACAUGUGAACACAUUUCGCAAAUAAUUUCUUGCAAAAAACUGACCUCACGAACAAAAACAGGUAAAUUCACGUUUUAAAUUAUGAUCGGAAAUUUGUUUGUCAAAAUUGAUUUUCACUGACAGCUGUUUGUAUUGAAUCUCUUAGUUAUUUGGAUUCGAUAAGUCUAUGAAUGCCAUUUUAAGCUUUGUGAAUUUGACAACUUUGUCAUGAUUAAAAUGUUCGAAAUAUUUGUCCAGAGACCGAGCGUCUUUUUGGCAAUAUUUUAAGCUUAAAUCUACUCGAUCUGAAUAACUUGACUAUAGCCAUAGUAAGAAUAUUUAAUAGUAAAAAUGCUCUCUUUAUUUCAUGGUUUUUUAUUGUAAAUAAGUACUAUUUAAAGAAAGAGGCUAAAAUAUGGAUGCGGAAAGACGGGUGUUGGGGUUUUUAUGUACUAUUUACAACAUGAGCGGCCGUGUUGUAUCAGAUAUACAAACUCGAGCCGAAAAAAACGACUCAUCUUAUGAGUUCAUUGGCGAAGUAAUUUUAAAAAUAAGAUUGGAUAAUUGCUUCAUGAAUUAUUAAUGAGUUUUGAAACAUAUUUAUUAAUAAUUACAAAGUGGGAAAUUGCUUGAUCAGUUAAUCUUUAUUGCAGAUGUACUACAGCAUGAAAUGUAGGUAGUAUUUUAUGCUUCAUUAGCUGAACCUUUUUCUUGUUUGAUUGCAAUAAAAUAUAUUUACUUAUUAUGCUUCAAGUUGUGUAUAAAGGCACAUUUCUAUUUGGACAUUUGAACAAUGCCAACAAACAGUUGAUUUAUGUGUGGUCUCAUGCAGAGUCAGUGGGGAUACAGUACAUGGUGGAACAGCAUGCAGGGGUGCAAAUUUAGGUUGUCUACCUAUAUUGUCUUUUUGUUGCUGAAAAUUCAAGUCUUGGGGGCUUUUGCCUCAUAUAAUGCAAGUUUAUUUAUAUAAAGUACCUGCUUGUAUUAUCUGCAAAGUCCUUGUUUUAAUUAAAUGAUGGCAAGACCUUGGCCACAGAUGAUAGAUAAUACCAGAUGAAUCACUCAGCCAAAAUUGUGUCCGCGAUUUUUUAUGAGCACGCGUUGGCCGCCAUUUUGGCAGUAAGUGUAAUCCACGCCAUGAAACGUGAGCAAUCACGCAUUUUGGCAGUAAGCGCCAUUUUGGCAGUAAGUGUCGCACGCGUCAUCUGGCGUGAUAGCUUCGCCAAAAUCGCGGACACGAAAAUCAUAGAGAUAGAUACACAGUGAUUCAUCUGGUAUAAUCUAUCAUCUGUGCCUUGGCCUUGGGUAUGGGUGGUAGUGUUCUUAUCAUCUGCCUAUACUGGCAACACAAUUAAUUGAAUACUAUAGCAACUGUAUAUUACUGUGAAAACACUGUGGAAGCUGUAUAUUUAUGUUGACAUUAUAAAAAUAACAUUUUCUGGCAUAUCAAUUACCAGAUGUAUAUCUUGCCAGACCUAACCCAUCCUAUUUAAGUUAUAUUUUUGUACCGAGCUCAUGCAACCAAAAAAACAAACACUAAUAGACAGUUCAGGCAUUUCGACGUUACUGUUUCGACGUUGAAACAACGUUGAAAUUAGGUUGCCAAUUUCGUCAACCAUAAUUCAACGUUGAAUCAACGUUGAAACAACGUUGAGUUGGUUCACAAACCAUGAAUGAACGUUGAUUCAACGUCUGUUGGUUGCUGUUGAACCAAUGUUUGUAAAUCAACGUCAGAGCAACGCAGAUAUUAGGUUGUCGACGUCGCAACCUUUUCUCCAGCAAAUUUCAACGUUGAAACAACGUCGUGUGCCCGGUGGGCUAUUAUAGGUACAGACCUAGACAAUUAGGUAGGAGAAUAUACACAAAGACAUUAGGUCAAUGAAAGUUUGUAGAAAUUUUACCAAAAGCAGGCUGUAAUUUUCAAGUAGGUAUUUCCAGUUCCUAGCAUGGAAUUUUACCUCAUGAGAACAUUUGUCAACCCAUACUACUAUAUACUGUACCUGCACAAAAAUAUUUUGCAUCUGAAACGUUUAUAUAUUUAAUAAAACAAGCCUAUAUAGGAGUGUUCAAAAAGAUAAAAGUAAUAAAAUUGAAAAGCAAUUUUAAGAGUAAAAAGAUUCAGUAAAAAGAGUUAAAAUACAAAAUAGUGUAUACAAAUGGAAUAUCAAUGAAAAGAUUAAAUUUUACUGCAAAAUAGAUCCUAUAGAAUUAGAAAACAACCAUGAAGCUUAAGCUUAAAAUAUUGCCAAAAAGACGCUUGGUCUCUGGACAAAAAUUUCGAACAUUUUAAUCAUGACAAAGUUGUCAAAUUCACAAAGCAAAUGGCAUUCAUUGACUUAUCGAAUCCAAAUAACCAAGAGAUUCAAUACAAACAACUGUCAGUGAAAGUUAAUUUUGACAAAAAAAUUUCCGAUCAUAAUUUAAAACGUGAAUUUACCUGUUUUUGUUCGUGAGGUCAUUUUUUUCCAGGAAAUUAUGUGCGGAAUGUGUUCACACGUCAUCUCCUUGCCAGUGCAUUUUCCUCGCCAUUAAUAAUACACAUUACGCCUUGAAAUUACAUCCAGAUGUAGUUCAAAGCUUUCUUGUUGUUUUCCUGUGGAUAAAAGUUAUAAGAGAAUUUUUUUCAUUUGAAUGCAUGCUUUUGUAGUUUUAGUUUCAUGCAUUUAUAUCAGUCUUUUUGCUUGAAGCGUAGAGACUGAAGUAUCUUCCUUAUCUUUCGGCUUCCGUGUUAGUCGUGUUCAUGAAAAACCAUCUUUUGUAUACAGCUAUUUCAAUUAAGGUUUUCCCCGAGCAAAGCGGAAAAGUCGAAUACGAGCACGAAAGGCUUGCUGGGAAUCGCUAACAUUUUUAAUGAAUUUUUUAGCGAUUCCCAGCAGCCUUUCGCGCUCAUAUUCGACUUUUCCACUUUGCUCGGGGACAACCUUAAUUGAAAUAGCUGUAUUCAAUGCAAUGGUAGUGCUGCAAGCCUCAAUGCUUACAUUUACUAUUUGAUUCUUUUUACAGACCUACGUUCUUUCCUUCAGUGCCUCGCUUGUUGAAUCGUAUUUAUGAUAAGGUUGGUGCAUGUUGUUCAUCCAUGGCCGUAAAAAAUAGCGGACCAUUGGUCCCAGAAACUUUUUGUUUGGUCAGCAGAAAGAAAAAACUAUAAUACUGUAAGACAUUACGAUAUUUAUAGAAAGAUGAAUUUAAAGUAAACCUUUGCCCCUUUCUCAGGUAGAUUUAUCUAACUUUAUUAUUGGUCAGGUGGGUAAACAGUGAACCAAUUGCACCUAAAAUGAACAAAUUUUAUCCUGAACCACACCAACUAGUGCUUCAUAUAGUGCUUCUUUACUGUACAGGCUACCCUAAUAGUACAUGCAGGUCAACCUAACAGUAUACAGAUCAACCUAAAGCAGUUGUUUAAUUAGAUUCCAGAAAGUCAAAUAUUUUCCACGCACGGGUUCAUCUAUAAAUACGGCGUGAUCUCGCGUUGAAAAGCCAUGCUUGCUUUAUGUCUCCCAGUUUUGGAAUUUCUUUUCUAUUAUAUAUUUUAGUUUGAAAUAGAAAAAUUGAGCAAUUAUCUAAUUAUUGUUCAUACAGGUUACCGCAGGUGUGGAGUCAAGUGGGGUUUAAAGAAGUGGUUAUUCAACAAGGCUUUUGCCUCAAAAAUGGCUGACCUCGAAAAGUGAGUACUGAACAGAUUUGAAAUUGCUCUCAAUUUCGCAAAACAGCUCGUGGUAUCACCUUUUUGCUACAUAUAGAUUUGUUGAGUACCUAUAAUGUAGAAUAAUGGAAAAAAAUACUCGAACUCAAAUUGUGUAAACCAGGGGAGGGGUGUUUCUUUUCCAACAAACCAAAAUGGCUUGCGCACGAAAUCUAAAAGCUUUAAUCGUAUUUUGAGUUAAUGGAAGGAACAUUUUAAUUCUUUUCGACUAUUUACAGUACAAUCAUGCAUAAUUAAAUCCAAUAUAUCUGUAUAUUCGCAAUUUAAGUCCGGUUUUAUUAAUUGUUGGAUGAACUGCAUGAGUUCCAUUUAAUGACAAUAUUAAAUUUUUGGUUUUUAGGGGUCAAAUAUACAACAACGGCUUUUGGGACAAAUUGGUAUUUAGAAAAGUUCAGGUAGAUGAACUAAAUCCUUGUAUGUUAUAUUUCGUUUGUUCUGUGGAAACACCAUGCAUGCACAUAUAUUUGUUUGGCAAAGCCUUUUCUCUAGUCUUGCAUGCGCACGCUAAUUCGAACGACAUUAUCGCGCCUAAAUGACGUUUUGAUAUGGAUCAUUAGCUUUGCCUUAAAUGUACAUUUACAACUUAAAGCCGGUUUUCCAAAUUUUUCGCGCGGAGCGGAAUUUUUCUUUUUCUUGUGAUUUCUCGGGUGCAUCUAAUGUAUAUGUAUAUGUUUAUUUUCCCAGGCAAUCCUGGGUGGAAAUGUUUCUGUUAUCGGUACUGGUGCAGCACCCAUCGAGGCGAAAGUUUUAACAUUUUUGAAAGUUGUUUUUGGAUGUUGGGUAUGUUAACGUUUCAUCCUUGUUUUUGGUGCUUGUUGCGGUUUUUUUGUGAUAACGUAAACUAAAUGUUAAGGUACGUCUGAACUUCCUGUAUUUGGCGCUCUCGAUGAAUAUGAUGUAUAAACCUGGCGAAAACAGAAUGGAAAUAAGUGACGUUAUUGUCGUUCUCAGACACCGUAACGAAAUUUUCGUGAAGCAUAUAUAAAAUAAUUGAUGGAUGCAUGAUAGUUGUUCUUAAAAUUAUCGAUCUUUUAUUGCUUUCCAGAGUCUUGUUUUUCAAACCUCAAUCACUUUGCUGGUAUUAUUUGUCAUAUAUAGCAACUUGUGUAAAAAAUAGCUUUCGUAUGGUUUUUAACGAAUUUCAGUAGAGAUUGAUUAUGACGCAAAUGCUCGUGAAAAACCGUGAAUUUGUUUGAUUUCCCGUCAUUUGAGAAAAAAGUCACGUGAUUGCAAACAAGCUAUAUUACUGACUUAUAGAACUUGUUAUGUGAUUGGGCUAAAACUUGUGGUGUGUUGUAUUAGACGUGAAGACGCAGCUCGAAAUUACCCACACAAGAAGGAUUGCAGUUUAUUUGCUGAUAAAUAUCCAGAAAGUAUAAACCUUAAAGAACCUACCAAUUUUCGGGAUAGUAAUGCGAGUUUUUCUUCGAUAACUGAAUAAAAAAACUUGGAAAAAUAGUCGUACAAACUGAAGAACGUCUCUUUGUCUUAAUUUGCCGUUUUGAUCACGAGGCGAUUUUUUUUGCUAUUCUACUUUUUUGCAAAACUGAACCGUGGUUUAGAGAACUAACCUACGAACGGCUAAAAAUUGAUCAUAUUGUUACAGUAAAUUAUUGUUACAUUAGUUCAGAGAAAAAACGCAACUUGGUUGAAGGAAACGCGAACACGACGUGAAGGAAGCACGCGCUUUUGUCCAUAAAUGGUGUGUUCACAUGAGAGGGAAUCUCGUGAGUCACUGUUGUUCGUCUCAAUCAUCUAUGCCACUGGUAGCGAACGACAUCAAUGUUCAAAACAAUAUAAGUUUUGUUCAACAGUAUGAAGGUGAGUUAAAGAUAUAUUGUAGUUGUUAAUCCCGGAUAUUACAGUAACACUGCCUGUGAGAUUACGAAGAUGCGCAAGUGGAGGCAAAGACAAUGCUAAAUAUAAAUCUAUGAACUACGGUCGCACCUGCUUAUAAACCAUGGACUGUUGAUUGUGUAUAAGUUCCCUUUCGAGAGUAAAUUCAGCAAUACUGUCAUACAUUGAUGCUGAUCAGAUUAUACAUUUUUAUGGCAGUAAAACACUUUAAGAGCAUUAAAACGGUCAAAUGGACCAUGGAACAAUGUACAGUGUUUUAGAUGCUACUUCGCAAUAUGGGGAUAUUUUGUGUUUUAGGUAUGUAUCUACGGUCCAAAUGUGUUCAAAGGAUAUCUGAAGGCAGCCGAGAAAACAGCUGAAGUAUAGAUAAAGAUGAGUGGCUUCAUACUGGUGAUAUUGGGGAGUGGAACCCGGUAUGAUUUAUUCCUAUAAAUACAAAAUUUGAAUACGUUUACAUGAAUACCCUUCGAAUAAUAGUUUUGAAAAUUGUGAAAUUAGUGAUUAAAAGAUUGUUUUUGGGAGAAAAAAAAACUUGGCGCUUUAUAAUUCUUCAUCUGCUCGACCUCAUUCAAUAAUUGUUAAAUAUUUAUGGUACUGAAUUACCAUUUUUGCUUUAGAACGGCACAUUGAAAAUCAUUGGUAGGAAAAAAUGUAUCUUCAAGUUAUCACAGGUGCGUAAUAUGCAGACGAAAUAUGCAUCAAAGAACUAUACAAAAAAUUGUAUGGGAUGUUGUCACAACAUUAAUAAUUAUAUAAUAGUUUUGUUUGUGGAAACACCACGUAAAUUAAAAAUUAAUUAUUAAUUUCCACAAACAAAACUAUUUUAUGUUUUAUCGCCAUGCAAACAUACAAAGAACUUAUCGUUAAUAAUUCAUGAGGAAAACGCAAAGAAAAAUCAUACGCGUGUCGUAUCUUUAUAUGUGAUAGAGAUAGGUUAAUUCUUUCUGUGGUCAUAAAGGUAAUAUAAGUACUAUUUAAAACACUCGUUGUCGUGUUUUAUCAGAUAUAAAACGCUCGGCUGCGCCUCGCGUUUUAUAUCUGAUAAAACACGACAACGAGUGUUUUGAAUAGCUUAAAAUACGACUACAAAAGAAUACUAAUUAGGAUGAACCAUAAUAUAAUCAUGCUAAUUAAGAUGAACAAUUAUAUAAUGCCACAUGUGUUUUAUCAGAUACAAUUCACUCCACGUGACAUGUUAUGGCUGACAUGAUUUGCCACAAGGUUUAUGAAUUAUUAAUGAGUAUUUUAAGAUUGUUUAUCAUACGCUCUUAAAUUGAAAUUAUAGAACAGAAGCUAACUGAAGCUAAAGGUGUUUCUCAAAAGAGCAUCAUCAGAUAUCCGACCAGAUAUCAAGUACUAUAUGUAUAGGUUAUUUUGAGGCAACGGGGGGCCCCUUGUUGCCUCAAAAUAACCUAUACUUUCACAUUGCGAGGUCGCGUUAAUGAGUCAGAAUAGAAAUAAUUCUUAAUGCCACAUUGCCUUCGCGAUGUUGUUUUUUUCUUCUCAUUUUUUGUGCUGCAAAGACAUUGCAGGUGAAUAUUAGAGGGGAUUAUUAAUUGCAGGUGAAUAUUAGAGGGGAUUAUUAAACGGAAAUUGAUUAGAGGGGAAUAUUGAAUAUAUUCCCCGAUAAGAACCAAGGAAACCGAGCAGGGUGAAAAAUAAUACUUGUUCUCCUCACAACACGCCAUAUACUAAUCACUGUAGUGCCUUUUAAACGAACUUCCUUCCUCUCAUAAGUCUGCUAGUACAAUAUAUACUUUGUCAAAAUGAACCCCAGUAUAUUAUAUUGAAAUUCCAAAUAACGUUUUUAUAUUCAUUUUUUGACUCAGGGUGAAUAUGUUGCUCCUGAUAAGAUUGAGAAUAUUUAUAUCAAAAGUCCCUACGUGGCGCAGGCAUUUGUUCAUGGCCAUAGUCUUAAGG
Molecule: messenger RNA, 9482 nt
Organism: Paramuricea clavata
Lineage: Eukaryota; Metazoa; Cnidaria; Anthozoa; Malacalcyonacea; Plexauridae
Source: the annotation of a GenBank genome assembly